UACUGUCUGCAGCCAGAGGUUUCUCCAGUCUUCCGGUUCACUUUCACUUCAGUCUUCUAGCUGUCUGUUAGCUUUCCAUCUCCGCGCACAUUUACUAAACAAAAGGAAGACGCAUCCAGUCAUUAUCAAGAUUCUAAGGAUUAGCAGCAUUCUCAGUCCAGAUGAACUCCAAGCUCACCAAGACGCAGCAGAAAGUGAUCUGCUCUCAGCUGGGAAAAGUCAAACUGAAUUUGCUCUACAAAGCCAGCAUCCAUGGUUUCACUGGAGCAGAUUUCCACCAACACUGUGACAACAAGUCACCCACUGUGUCUGUGGGCUACAACACCUCUGGACAUGUGUUUGGAGGCUACACCAGUCAACCGUUCAGUCAGUCUGGACAGUUUGUAAAUGAUAACCAGGCCUUUCUGUUCUCCUUCAGUGGAGAAAAGCUCAACAAAUAUCCAGUCACUAAUGCUUUAUAUGCAGUGAAAAUGGUCAGCACCUGUGGUCCUUAUUUUGGAGAAGCAUUAGUUCUUGCCAAUGGAAACCAACCAAUAGUGUACAGCAAUCCUGGAAACUAUUAUAACUUUAAUGCUGCAGACCUGCAUGGCAACGACCUCAACAUGACCGAGUGUGAAGUUUAUCAGGUGGAAGAGAUUGUUGAAUUGGAGAAACCUUGGAGAGUUGUAACCUGGGAGUCUGAGAGAAGGUCUGAGCUGAUGGAGACCAUUCGAACCUACAGACCUUUGAACAGCUCAGUGACCCAGGCUCGGGUUUUACUCAUUGGAGCAGUUGGAGCUGGAAAGUCCAGCUUUUUCAAUUCCCUCAACUCCAUUUUUAGAGGUCAUGUCACCAGUCAGGCCAUAUCUGGAAGCUGCUCCACCAGUCUGACGACACAGUUUCGAACAUACUCCGUGAAGGCUGGAAGAGAAGGCAAACCUCUGCCACUCAUCCUGUGUGACACCAUGGGACUGGAGGAAAACGUGGGAGCAGGACUUGACAUAGACGACAUCAGCAAUAUUCUUAACGGUCAUCUGCCUGACCGUUACCAGUUCAACCCCUCUGUUCCUCUGCAAUCAGAGGCUCACGGUUUCUGCAAGAGUCCAGGUCUCAAAGACAAGAUCCACUGUGUGACUUAUGUCCUGGACGCCAGCAAGAUCUCCAUCAUGUCCACAAAGAUGGAGGAGAAGCUGAUAGAUAUCCGCAGGAAGGUCAACUUGAUGGGGAUCCCUCAGCUGGUGUUGCUCACUAAAGUAGAUGAAGUUUGCUCUUUGGUGAGAGAAGAUAUCAGAAAUGUCUACAGAAGCAGCUACAUUAGAGAUGUGGUGCAGGAGGCCGGCACUCGGGUCGGUGUACCUUUGUCCUGCAUCAUUCCAGUGAAGAAUUACAGUCAGGAGCUGGAAUUAGAAACGGACAUCGAUAUUCUGCUGCUCAGUGCAGCUGUUCAGAUGCUUCGCUUUGUGGAUAACCUCUUUGAUGACCUCAGUGAUCAGCUAAGCAGUGUCACAAACGUGAAAUAAACAUCACAAACCCCAAAAGUGCAAGACAGCUCAUCAGUAUUUAUGCUUUCAGAAUGAAAACUGUUUGUUGGAAAAUUUAAAUUACAAAUUACUAUGUUGCUUCAAAUUUGUCAAAAUGACUAAAGCUUAAAAAAUUGCAAUAGUAGAAAACCUGGUGGUUGUCUAAUUGUUUCUAUGUACACAAAGCUGAUUGUCAUUCUGUGCUCCCUUUCUUUUAAAGUUUGACAAAAAUAAAUCCAAAUCUUCUGCCUGUUACUAAAAACAAAAAUAAAGCGCUAUGUUUCUGGAAAUGAG
This is a messenger RNA of Oryzias latipes (Japanese medaka), 1793 nucleotides long. Its product is annotated as interferon-induced protein 44-like. The record is from RefSeq and is a predicted model, not a curated record. NCBI's taxonomy places the organism in Eukaryota, Metazoa, Chordata, Actinopteri, Beloniformes, Adrianichthyidae. Gene Ontology annotation, biological process: immune response. Gene Ontology annotation, molecular function: GTP binding.